Molecule: messenger RNA, 6979 nt
Organism: Ornithorhynchus anatinus (platypus)
Lineage: Eukaryota; Metazoa; Chordata; Mammalia; Monotremata; Ornithorhynchidae
Gene: RIMS3
Product: regulating synaptic membrane exocytosis 3
Exons: 7
Coding region: 536-1489 (317 amino acids)
Biological process (GO): regulation of membrane potential; positive regulation of synaptic transmission; calcium ion-regulated exocytosis of neurotransmitter
Cellular component (GO): cytoskeleton of presynaptic active zone; presynaptic membrane
Molecular function (GO): transmembrane transporter binding; small GTPase binding
Source: RefSeq, a predicted model, not a curated record
AGAGAGGGAGAGAGAGCCCAGCGCCCAGUGCCCGGGGGCUGCAGUCCCCUCCCCAGUCUGCAGUCCAAGGACCAGCCGAAGGCGCGGCGGCGGAGCCCAGCUGGCCAAAGCCCCCAGCGGACGGCCGGAGUCCAGCCGGCCGGAGGUUGCAGCGAGAGGGCAGAGCCAAGCCGGCCACAGCCGGGCGCGGGAGUCUCCGGCAGGCGGGCAGAGGCAGAGCCGGGCAGGGCUCCCCGCAGACGGGGAGAGGCGAAGCGGGCACAGCCAAGCCGGGCAGAGCCGGGCAAAGCCGAGCCGGGCCGAGCCUCCGGCGGGAGGGCAGAGCCUCCGGCAGACGACCCGUCCCCCCUCUCCGGGCCCGACCCCAGCCCCGCAGACGGUAGACGAUGCCCGGGGAGCCGGGUGAGUAGCCGGGUCCCCCGGCCCGGCCCGGCCCGGCCCGGCCCGGCCCGAGGGGGAGCUGCCAGGGCAAAGCGUGCCCCCUCCCCGCCGCCUCCCAGCCAGUCAAAGCUCCCACGGGUGUCCCGCCCAGGUGAUGAUGUUGAACGGGGACACGGGCUCCUCCUCCUCCUCGCCCUCCUCGUCGUCUACCAGGAUCGUGGUCCGCAGCUCUAGUGUCAGUGGCGAGAUGUACAAUGGGGAGAAGGGCGGGGGUGGGGGGCCGGCAGAAGCGGGCAGCUUGACGGCCAAGAAGCGACGCAGCAGCCUCGGGGCUAAGAUGGUGGCCAUCGUGGGCCUCUCCCAGUGGAGCAAGAGCACGCUUCAGCUCAACCAGCCCGACGGGGGCUCCAAGAAGCCGCGGAGCAACAUCCGAAGGAGCACGGAGACCGGCAUCGCGGUGGAGAUGCGGAAUCGGGUCACUCGGCAGGGCAGCCGCGAGUCCACCGACGGCAGCACCAACAGUAACAGCUCCGACGGCACGUUCAUCUUCCCUACGCCCCGGCUGGGGGCCGAGAGCCAGUUCAGCGAUUUUCUGGAUGGGCUGGGGCCGGCCCAGAUCGUGGGGCGACAGACCCUGGCCACACCGCCCAUGGGGGAUGUCCACAUUGGCAUGAUGGACCGGAACGGACAGCUGGAGGUAGAGGUGAUCCAGGCCCGAGGGCUCACACCCAAGUUAGGAUCCAAGUCCAUCCCCGCCACCUACAUCAAGGCUUACCUGUUGGAAAACGGGGUCUGCUUAGCCAAGAAGAAGACCAAGGUGAUCAAGAAGACAUGUGACCCACUGUACCAACAGGCGCUGCUGUUUGAGGAGGGGCCCCAGGGCAAAGUUCUGCAGUUGAUUGUCUGGGGCGAUUAUGGCCGUAUGGACCACAAGUGCUUCAUGGGAAUGGCCCAGAUCGUCCUGGAAGAGCUGGAUUUGAGCAACAUGGUGACGGGCUGGUACAAACUCUUCCCCACCUCCUCCCUGGCAGACUCCGCCAUCGGCCCUCUCACGCGCCGGCUGUCUCAGUCCUCUCUCGAGAGCUCCACGAGUCCUUCCUGCCCUUAAAGAUCCCGGAAAGGAGAAGCUGGGCGGGGGGUGGGGAGGGGAGGGACGGCCGAACCAGAUCCCCUCUCCCCAUCCGUCCCUUCCCCACCCCCGAACGCUCAGUCACGGGUGCAUAACGUCACAAGAUCUUUUCUGGAACAGCCGGACACCCCCAGCCCAAGUCCCUACUGGCCCAGAAGGCAAGAAGACUCCUCUGUGUGCUGUAUGUGUGCGCAGGGUAUGUGUGCGUGUGCUGUGUGCGAGUGUGUGAAUGGCGCGUAUGUAUGUGUGUGAGGGAUGACCCACUGUCCUUUCCAUGCAAAACCAAGUCUAAUUCCCACGACUGUUACCGCGCCUCAUCCUGCCAUGUGGGAAAGAAACCAAAAUUGGAAUUUCACCAGGGGACAAGGACUCCCGAUUCCCGGGAAUACCGCAGGCCGGUUCUGGCUGACUCCAUCGCAAGUAGCAUGUGCCUGUUUGUUUCGUCUUUCACGGCCUUUCUGUUGGUUUUGUUCCUUCCAGGAAAGCGUGGAACAAGACUCUCUGAUUCUACUGGGCACUAAUUAAUGAUUUUUUUUUUUAAUUUCUAAGGAAUGUAGCAUCCAACGUAGCCUGCCUCGCGCUCUUUGAACUCUUGCUGCACUCUCUGUCCAGAGGCUUGCCCCUGGCUGGCUGGGCCAUCCGACCCCCCCAACCGCUUGGAGCCCAGUAGGGCUUCCUGGUCCCUAUUUUGCAGCAUCGGCGACUAAUUUUGUUGACUGCAUCAGUAGCAUGGAGCCUUUGCACCAAGCAGCCCCUCUGAAGCCGGAGGCAGGGGCCACUCCCCUGGACUGUCCAAGGGCAUUCCCUAGCCCCGUCCAAGGGCAUUCCCUAGCCCCUACAUCCCUUCUCCAGUCCUCACCAGGUCCCCCUCCCCUUUGAACUCAGAAUCUAAAGGCCGGGACCCCUGAAACAAGAGAUUAAGGUGCUAAACUCCAGGGAAGGCAAUCUCCCUAUUCCCCCUCCCCCCCACCCCCAUUCAGGAAUUCCUGUUCCCCAGUCUUUUCCCAAGUCCCUGUGGCCUGCGUGAUCAGGGAAACCAAGACCUUUUUUUCUUCCCUCUCCGUCCGGCCAGCUCGCGGCCGGGGAAGUCUCUGUAGCAGUCGCUACGGAGCGACCACGGGCCGGAAGGUAAUUCCUGACUGUUUCUGUUGCAUUCGCUUUUGUUAGGAAAUCUGCCGGCUUCAUGACUCCAAAGGAGACCCGGAAUCCUGUAGCAAACCUGAUUUCAGGAUAUGUGACUGGAGGGGCCUAGGGUAGUGGGGGCCAGCAGGGGAGAGACCCCUUAGAAAUCAAUUCCUUCUGUUUGGCCCACUUAGUCGAGUCAGGCUGGGAGAGCCCCAGACUAGGGCAUGGAUGGGAUGAGGCACAGGAAAGGAAGCUGGCACAAGGACUGGGGGUGGGAUCUUGGGUCUCCAAACCCUACUGGUUUAGUUUAAGCUUUCUUCUUUUUAAAAGAGAAUGAGAGCUCAGGGGAGGUUGCGCUGCUCCUCACUGAUCCCUGGAGGGAAGGAGCCUGAGAAGCUGGGAAGGUUGGUUGGAAAGAGGGAACCAGAGGCCAGGAAGGGAGAUGGGUGGCCAGAAAGGCCUCAAUCCAGGGGUGUGUGGCAGCAGGUCCCCAAUGGAGUUCCCCUCUUUAGGGCUCCGGGAUCCAUGCUGCAAGGAAAACCUAAUCCGGGUGUUUAGGGUCUAGCAAAUCCCUGGCUCUGGGAUUUCUACUUUCCUCAACACACCCAUGACCAAAGAGCUCAGGGCCUCUGGGCAGUGGGGUCUCCCUGCCAGGAUGGGAUCUGACCCUUCUGGGGUCACUCACUGUCCAGAGCAAUACAGGCUGCUCCGCUCCCCUGACCCCCGUAAACAGGGUCGACCAGAAAGCCCAAAUUCAGCCUGUCCCACGAGGGUGGGGAAGGGGGUGUUUGACAGCGUUCAUCAGGGGGUACCACCUGAUACUUGAAAAUGGUUCCCGAGUGCCCUGGGCUGGGUUUUGGAAACCCGCCCUGUUCCUUCCCUCUUAAAAGCGCCUUGAAGGGGGCGGGGGGUGAAGCCGCGGGAAGAGGCAGCAGGGCUCCAGUCCAGCCCACAUGCCCCAAUGUGAAGCCUCCAAUGAUGACGGGAGAUGGGGCGAGGCCCUGGAGCAGGUGGACUUCUCCGGUUAACUUGCCCCAGUCUUCCCCUCCUCGUCACAUAUCAGCCCCAAGCUGGUUCUCGGUCUCCCCCAGCCACCUGGCUGGACCUCCCUCCCCGGCCCCGUCCCACGGCCCCUGUAGGCUGGACAUCUCAUCCAGGGGCCCCGAGGCCUCUGCCUCACUUGGCUCACUGGCCACCCGUGUGGGUGAGGCCCAUGAAAGCAACCCUGCGAGGGGUGGAAACACCCCGCCCCAGGGAGAGAAGGCCGCGGGGCUGAGUCUGCUUAGAUAACACAUUGGCCAAGGUUCAAAGGGACUAGCGGAGGCCCAGGUCUUAUGACCGGAGACUGACCGCUUUAGGCCGUUGGCCUUUCAAAGCCCAGACUGGGGAUGGACCCGAUUCCACCCCCAUAGGGUAGGAAAUGGGAAAGCAGGUUUUACUUUACAGCCAGUUCUUGAAUAUCCAAACAAGUGCAGAGAGACACGGAUUAUCCACAACAACACAUGGUAAGGAACUCGCUUUGAACGUGGCUGGGGGAAGUCACUCCAGGACCCAGGGCACGGAGGGAAGGGGGAAUAUGGCCUUGGGUCAGGGCAGGCUCCCAUCUGGGGAGACUUUAGUCAUCCACCAUGGAUAAACCAGGAAGGGGAUAAAUAACGGGUGGAUAAUCACACUGACUGCAACUCAAAAACCACUUUUAAUCCUUUGCACAAUGUGAUUUUAUGUGUGUAUUUUGGUGUGUUUCACCCCAAGUGAGUGAGAGGUGUGUGUGUGUGUGUGUGUGUGUAUGUGGUAUAUAUACUGUACAUAACAUAGGUGUUUGUAGGGCACUGUUAAGUACCUUUGUAUCGUCAGUGUGGGUGAUGGAACAUUUUGUAGCCAGGAACAAUCAGAGAGGUCUUCUUUAUGCCAAUACGGGCUAUAGAAGCUGCACUGGACUUUCUGUUUGACUUCAAAUCUGCCUUCUGAUUCAUUUCCCCGACCCCUACUCCACUUCUGUUGACUCAGAAAUAGGACAGUUGUCACACCUGCCAUUUCAUUCCCUACCAGAGACCUUGUGGCCUCCCCCAUUGACUUGAGGGGUUCUCUUGCUCCCCACUCCUGGAUUUGGCCGGCUCCCCUGCCCGAUGGCCCGGGGCGGGCCUCCAGGAUGGGGUCGGUCUAUUGGCGGGACUGGAGCCAAGCCGGGACGUGCCGGAGCCGGCUUUCUUUUCCAGCCGGCGGGGGCCAGCGUUUGGGACCCGGAGACGGGACCCAGGCAGCCAGGGCUGGGCCGGUGGAUGGGGUGAUUCCAAGUGGCCUUUGACAGAGUUUGUUAUUCAAGGGGACCUGGGUUCUCCCUUCUUCCCGGAAGGACACCCGAGGAAUAUCAAUCACAGCUGGUUUCCAUCUGGGCUGGAGGAGGCUGGGGGAGAGGGGCCUCUAGCUAGAGUCUCCCACCCACUCGUCUCUGGGUGGGCUGCUGGAAAGGUAUCCAGCGUCGGAAGAGGUAAAGUGUGUGUGUGGGGGGGGGUGGGUGGGCGGGUGUUGGGGCUGUGUUGCUCCUGGGGUGCCGAGGCAAGAGAGGUGGAGAUGAAUUUGGUUUGGGGGCUUUGGAAGUUGCGGUGGGGCAGGUGGGUCCUCCCCAUUAUGAGCCCGGGACAAGUCUGGCCCCUGGGUCAAGGCAACAGGGGAGCAGCUCACCCUUGGGGGCUCAGGCCCUUCCUCCCUCUCUCCUCCCCCCGCGUCAGGAGGAAUUCUCCUGGGGCCAUGUCCGGACAAUCUGGGAAGACAUGGCCAGCCGAGCUUGCCCAGCCUCCACCGACUGACCGCUAAACAAGGAGCCCGGGGACAGGACCGGGCAGGCCCUCACCGGGGGCUUCCUUGCCAGAGGCAGGGGGCUGGACCACAUGACCCCUCGAGGCCCCUUUCAUCUCUGUGACGUCCGAUGCCCGUCUUUCAUGGCUGGUUGGUGGAAGAGCAGAGCUGCACACCUCCCCCUUCCCUGUGGAUUCUUCCUGACUUUUUUCCCGAGAAAUGACAUGUAGCACAACCUCAUCCGAAAGCCUCACUGGGAGAGAAGCACCCCCUACCCCGAACGCUGCUCCCGCCACCCUGACCGUCACCCACAUCGUGAAUGGUGGUCGUUCUCCCCGCCGGGGCUCCCGGCACCCCGAUACCUCACACUUUUCUAAGCAAAGAGAGGGCCCUCCCCUCCCUCGGGCGGAUCUCGGUUCUGUCUGAUGCUGUUUUCCGUUCUCCCGUGAGUGUCUGAUCUUGUAGCAGGCUGGGGGCGCCUGCCUGCACAUCUGCCCAGAUGUGGACUCUUCGAGAAUCUGGCUGCUGCUGCUGCUGCUGCUGCUGUGACUUUGGAUCCUGUUUAGCCCAGGGUGAGAGCGGCUUAGGAGCCCUGGGAGAGAGAGAGCGCGAGCGAGAGAGAGGGAGAGAGACACCAAAGCAAAGCUGAUUUGGGCUUCUCCUAGGUGACUGUUGCAGGGGGCCUGUGGAGGAGGGCGGUGCCAGGAUGCCAUCUCACCUGCCUCCUGCUGCCCCUUCCGCGAUCGGCUUCCGCGUUCACCUGGCACACAGAAGAUCUCAUUUCAAAUGCUGCUGCCUGCAUCAGCGACUUCCUUAGUUCAGGACCAGGGUGGGUAUUCUGGUGUCUGGCUCCUCGUUGCUGACUCUUCCCCUCUUCUUUACGUUUGCAUUUCGUGCAGGUGAAGAGAGAAUGAAUGAAGCAAAAAAAAAAUCGUAUUUAUAUAUAUUUAUAUAUAUACAUAUACAUAUAUAAAUAUAAAUAAAUCUACUGUAAAGGGCAAAGGAAACUGUUUGGGGGAACACGUUUGGGUUACGAUUUUGUCCCCUCGUUUCCCCUCUCCGCCCCUACGGGGGAAGAGGGGUCUUUAAAGGGGACUGGAUAUAAACUGGAAAUCCCAGGAUUUGCUGGAUGAAGGGGUCCCCCAAGGAAGGGUGAAUUAGGAUCUCAAAGAAAUGUCUGCGAUGCCAAAGAGUUUUUCUCUGGCAAAAGGCUGCUUCGGCCGAACCGUCCAAAAUGCCUCUCGAACGUGAGCACUUUGAUGUUGGUGGCCUUGUUUCCUUAAAGGGCUCAAUCUUUUCAUGUAGUGAAGGUAAAAAAAGCCACGCCCAUCACACCCCCCUCCUCUCAAUACCGAUCCCUCCUUGUCCCCACCCCCCAUCUAAAUGCCAACCCUGUGGCCUAUGGUCGCUGUUCCGUCAGUGACACCCCAGAGAAGAAUCUGGGAGAGAAUCUGGGAGUUCAGAAUUGCUGGAUUUAUUAAAAUCACAUCUCCUCCAAGAGGCCUUCCCUGACUAAGCUCUCAUUUCCCCUAUUCCUUCAUCCUUCUG